Molecule: messenger RNA, 399 nt
Organism: Aspergillus puulaauensis
Lineage: Eukaryota; Fungi; Ascomycota; Eurotiomycetes; Eurotiales; Aspergillaceae
Product: cytidine deaminase family protein
Exons: 1
Coding region: 1-399 (132 amino acids)
Cellular component (GO): cytosol
Molecular function (GO): zinc ion binding; cytidine deaminase activity
Source: RefSeq, a predicted model, not a curated record
AUGCCCCUCAGCGCCGAGGAAGCCGCGCUGGUCGAGACAGCCACCGCCACGAUCAACAGCAUCCCCGUCUCGGAAGACUACAGUGUCGCCAGCGCGGCAAGGGCCUCCGAUGGACGCGUCUUUACCGGCGUCAACGUCUACCACUUCACCGGCGGUCCGUGUGCAGAGCUGGUGGUGCUCGGUGUUGCCGCUGCUGCGGGGGCCGCGCAGUUGACGCACAUCGUGGCGGUCGCGAACGAGCAGCGCGGGAUCCUCAGUCCGUGUGGGCGCUGCCGCCAGGCUCUGCUGGAUCUGCAGCCGGACAUCCAAGUGAUUGUCGGGGAAGAAGGCAGCGAGCAGUCGGUCGCAGUCGCGGAGUUGCUUCCCUUCAGUUAUCGCCAGCCUGACCAGCACACGUGA